UAUACGGUGGUGUAGAUACGGGUUGUGGUAACUUAAUUUCACUGCGGUUAAAUAUCUAAAGGGGGCUGAUUUUUUUAAUUGAGUUGGCCGUCAAAAAUGGUAUUGGCAGAAAGAAACUCUGAAAGUGCUAGAAAUGGUCGGAGAUCUAGAGGACCGAGUCCAAAUGGUCAUGCAUCGGAAUCCAGUAGCGAAGAAGAAGGAGAGAAAAUUCGCGUGGGGCGAGAUUAUCAAGCUGUCGUACCAGAAUGCAUCCCACUGUCGGAACGUCGACCAGAACAGUGUUCUGACCGUGCGUUACUGGUUUGGUCCCCGACCAACUCGAUCCCCGACUACAAGUUGGAUGAGUAUAUUUCCCUCGCUAAGGAGAAGUAUGGCUACAAUGGAGAACAAGCUCUGGGAAUGCUGUUUUGGCACAAGCAUGACCUUGAACGAGCCAUCCUUGACCUGGCAAAUUUCACACCGUUUCCAGAUGAGUGGACAGUGGAGGACAAAGUGCUCUUUGAGCAGGCCUUUCAGUUUCACGGAAAGAGUUUCCACCGCAUCCGGCAGAUGUUGCCCGACAAGACAAUUGCGAGCCUCGUCCGCUACUACUAUUCCUGGAAGAAGACUCGCAGUCGUACCAGCCUCAUGGAUCGGCAGGCUCGCAAGCUGGCAGCACACCGAGAGGAGGGCAGUGAGGGGGGCUCAGAGUUGGGCUCCAACACGGACUCAGACUCUGACGAUAAGAAAUGGACAAUCCACCGGGGGAUCCGUCGAAAGAGUGGAUCGCCCCCACGCGCUCAGAACGCAGAGGAUGGCACUCAGAAGGACGGUGCCGAAGGAGGCAAGAAUUCGUGUGCAAACUGUGGUGUGUCAUGCACCCACACUCACGUCACUCCGAAGGGCAACAUGUGCAGCACAUGCUACCAGCACUGGAGGCGUACCGGCAGUGUGCGUCCGACGACAGGCCCUGUGAAGAGAGACCGCCACAUGCAUUCCUUACUGCGACACAAGCGCAAGCCGCCGCGCGGCAUGUACAUCAACCACGACGACCUGGUCGCCAUGGCAUCAUCGCAGGGAGGCGGUGCUGGCGCAGGGGGCGAGCACAUGCUGAAGGCCAUGGACCGCGAGAUAGUCUCCCUAAAGAGGCAGGUGCAGAAUAACAAGCAAACCUUGAGUGCUCUCCGCCGAAAGACAUCUGAAGGCAUUGAUGAGUACAGACCUCUGGACUCGAACACCCGUAUCAAUGCUCGUUGGACAAAUGACGAAUUGUUGCUUGCAGUGCAAGGUGUGCGCAAAUAUGGGAAGGACUUCCGUGCAAUUGCAGAAGUUCUGGGCACAAAAACAGAGGCCCAUGUGCGUAGUUAUUUUGUCAAUUAUCGUCGCCGUUACAAUCUCGAUGCUGUUCUGAAGGAAUUUGAAGCAGAAAAUGGACCCAUUGUUGAUGCUGAAGCAGACAAAGAUGAGAAGAUGGAGACCGAUGGAGUGUCUUCUGGGAGUGAGGCCAGCACUCCGACACCUGGCGGCAGUUCGCCGGUCACAGUCACGUCCUCGGCAGCUGGCGGGUCGGCGGGCACAGCGGCAGUGGUCGGCAGCACUGGUGCCGGUUCUGGUCCCGUCGCUUCUCCCGGGAAGAACUCUUCUGGUUUUCCCAAAACACCACCUGUAGGCCCGGGACAAGCUGCCAAAUGAUAUUGGCUCUAGCAUAAUUUUAGGUAAUUUUUAUUUUCAGAGAACCAUAGCAGUGGAGCAGAGCCAGUGGUAUUGUGAUGGCUGUUUGUUGUUGAGAAAGACACACACACACACACACACACACACACACACUCUUAAUGCAGUGUACAUUUUUCUUUGCUGAAGUCAUAUCACUUAUCCAGUCAUUGGAAUUCUGCUGUGCUUGGGAAACAAUGUGUGCUUCAUGAGAACUAUUGUGUAGUUUGUAUAUUCUGCUGUUUUUUUCUUUUUUAGAUAAUACAUUUUGUGUUGUCUAUGUCAUAUGUGAAAUAUUGUUUGAUUUAUGGAGCUACUGUUUACGAAAUAUUGAGUGUCUCUGGAUUCAUUUUAGAAUUGCUGUAAAUUGAGUUUCUGAUGUUAUGUAUGUAGAUUGGGCAAUUGUAAAUCAUGACGGACUUCCACAAAUGCCGUAGAACCACAAUCAAACUAGUCAAUGGAAAUGCCAAGUAAUCUGUGUGUUCGUAAAGACAUAUUCCUCUUAGAGAACUUCAAUGUUUGAAAAACAGAUUAUGAACCGACUAAGUAGUGAACACUACGAUUUUAAAUGGACUGAAUAGUGCACACUAUGACUGACAGAGUCAACUGUGAAUGAACUGUAACUACAUUUAAAGACCAUUCACAGCAUUUGUAAUCCUGUGGCCUUCAUUGCUCUCUAAGAGUUUAAGUUAACCACCAAUGCCUUCAGUGAGAGUGCACGAAAUCGUUCUGCAAUGAGUGAACAUUGAUAGUGUAUUUGGCUGUCACCAGGCUGGUCUUAACAUUUUCCAAAAAUCACAGUGUACAACUGUAUGGAUGCUCUCAAUUGUUUAUGUAUUUAAGUACUGGUAUAUUUCUGUUUGUCAGUAGAAAAUGAAGGAAAAAUGUAUGCUGAAUUUUUUUGAAAGGGAGGAGGAGAUUUAUACAUUUUUACCAAACUCCGUAAUUAAUCAUCAGUUACAAUUCAAAAGUUUGAGAUCUUUUAUGUAAAACAUUCUCUGCGUGGAGAGCAGGGUUUGAACUUGAUUAACACUUAAGAAAAUUUUAUAUGUGAGUGCUUGGGCACAAUGCAGGGACAGUGUAAUAGGCAUAUUAUACAUAUAUAUUUAUUAUAAUUCUAUUAAAUAUUUAUUUGUUUAGGGCUUCAUUGAGGUUUUGCACAGGAACGAGGAUUAAUUGCCCUGUCACUCUGUGUUGCUCUGUAGUUAAUUAAUGUAUUGUCUAGUUCAUAGUUUGAAAAUAUGUAAAUAUCAUAAUUCCUUCAUAAUUGUCGUCCUCAUUUUUGCUAUGUUGACUGUUUUGUGAUAGUAUGUGUUUGCUUUUCAUUGCAGUUCCCCUUGUGUCUACUCAGCAUUUUCUUUGUCUUCGUUAGCAUUUCAUUUAGUUGUUGGCACAUUGCCGAUUUUUAAGUUUCCCAGUUCAUGCCGUGUGUUUUUUGUCUGUUCUGCAAAAUCAUUUGGGAACAUCUGAAUCCUAGCUUUCUUCAUGCUGUGUUUACUUAAAUGCAUAGAUUUCCUGUCUGUCCCUGGUUCAGUUUUACAUAUGGACUUUUAUUAUUUGUAUGGGGUUCUUGUGCUGGUGUAAGAAUAGGAGUGGAACAAAUAAUCAUCAUGACCGAUUCCAUGAUAUAUUUGCAACACAAUAUUAAAAUCGCCUUACAUUUAUGUGUUGUGUGCAUGUAUCUUCCAUUGUUACAGCUGUUAUAAUAAAUACUUGCAGCUGGUAUACAGAAAUCCAAAUAUAUAUUCUGUAGUGAAUCUUGUUUUUCAUUCCAUUUAUCAUGCAAAUGAGUAAUCUACCUCUUUCAAAUUUGUCAUUCCUUAUUCAUGUUUUCGUGCCUCUGUUUUGCCCCUUCUAGGAUGUUGCUUGUAAUAAAGUUUUAGCCAAAAGCUUGUCAGCGUAAGACAACCUUACU
Messenger RNA from Schistocerca serialis cubense, 3601 nucleotides. It is a transcript of the gene CoRest, whose product is annotated as REST corepressor 3. The transcript is spliced from 12 exons. Gene Ontology annotation, molecular function: transcription corepressor activity. Bases 97 to 1671 code for a protein of 524 amino acids. Gene Ontology annotation, biological process: regulation of transcription by RNA polymerase II; negative regulation of DNA-templated transcription. NCBI's taxonomy places the organism in Eukaryota, Metazoa, Arthropoda, Insecta, Orthoptera, Acrididae. The record is from RefSeq and is a predicted model, not a curated record. Gene Ontology annotation, cellular component: transcription regulator complex; histone deacetylase complex.